AUGGACCGCGCAAUGGCCGACCUGGCUAUCAACGACACGACAAAAGACCAAUUGACGCCCUUUGGCAAGCCCAUGCUCAAGCAUUGGCUCUUUGACCCCGCCUACAAAAACCUCAACCACGGCUCCUUCGGCGCACAUCCAGCGGUGGUGGGCGCCGCCCAGCGCAAAUUCCUGGAUAUCGCCGACGCAAGUCCAGAUAUCUACGUGCGCCAACAGCACGUCUCAUACCUGGACGCGGCUCGCGAGGCGACAGCCAAGCUCUUGAAUAUCCCGACGGAUGAGUGCGUGUUCGUCAAGAACGCCACGACGGGCGUUGCGACGGUGCUGCACAAUCUCGCGUUCAAGUCCAAUGAAGCCAUCGUCUACUUUGACCCCGUCUACGGGGCUGUCGAGCGGGGAAUCAUCUCCCUGCAUGAAUUGAACGGCGUCCAGGGUCGCAAAGUGGCCUUUCAGUUCCCCAUUGCCGAGGAUGAACUGGUGCGCCGCUUCCGCGAGGUCGUGCGCCACGCCCGUGAGGCUGAGAAGCUCACGGUCCGCGCGGCGGUCUUUGAUACCAUCGUCAGUAACCCUGGCGUCCGCUUCCCCUUUGAGCGGUUCACGGCGAUCUGUCGCGAAGAGGGGAUCCUCAGUGUCAUUGACGGAGCUCACGGCAUUGGAAAUAUCCAUCUGGAUCUGAGCAAACUGCAGCCUGACUUUUUCACCUCGAACUGCCACAAAUGGCUCUACACCCCCCGCAGCGCAGCGGUUCUCUACGUUCCCAAGCGCAACCAGCAUUUUAUGCGGACGACCCUCCCAACCUCCUGGGGGUUCAUUCCCGCGCCAACAUCAGCUCAGACCAAAGCUUCGGUCCUGAAAGACCCCCAGGCACCAGUGACAAAGAGUCCGUUCGAGGAACUGUUCGAAUUCGUCGCCACCAGCGACGACUCGGCGUACCUGUGCGUGCCCGCGGCGCUGAAAUUCCGAGCAGAAGUCUGCGGCGGCGAAGACGCCAUCAUCUCGUACUGCGAGCGUCUCGCCAAUGAAGCUGCCGACGCCGUCUCCGCCGCGCUGGGCACGGAUGUGCUCCAGGAACCGGAUCUCAAGCCCGGCGAGAUCAGCAAUAUGCGCAGGUGUACCAUGACCACGGUCCGGCUGCCUCUUGCCAUUGCUAUUGCCUCCGGCGAGGAACAGGUGAAACAACCGGAGCCGUUGGCCACAUUCUCCGAGGAAGAUGCGACCCUCGUGGAGGGGUGGAUCAAGCGUACACUCAUGGAUCAGUACAAGACGUUUGUUCCGCCUUUUGCCCACGGCCCGUGGCUGUGGGUUCGGCUGAGUGCUCAGGUGUAUCUGGAGAAGAGUGAUUUCGAGUGGCUGGGUGGUGUUCUGCGGGAUUUGUGUGAGCGUGCUGCGAAGGGGGAGUAUCGGAACUAG
Penicillium riverlandense is the source of this 1410-nucleotide messenger RNA. RefSeq names its product putative aminotransferase family protein (LolT). Bases 1 to 1410 code for a protein of 469 amino acids. The transcript is spliced from 3 exons. Lineage: Eukaryota; Fungi; Ascomycota; Eurotiomycetes; Eurotiales; Aspergillaceae. The record is from RefSeq and is a predicted model, not a curated record.